GAUGAAUAGAUGAGAUCAUGCCGAAAGUAAACACAUUGUAUAAUUACUUCAGUUCGCCCAACGCUUCAAGAAAACCGGAUAAGCAGCAAACAAUAUCUGAGGUUUCUACGCCGAAGAAGUCUAAAAUCCAAAAGAACAAAGGUAUAACCAAAACUCCGAGUAAGGGAAAAGAGAAUAAAAAUGUCCAAGAUCGAAAAAGAAUUUAUGUAGAAGAUGAUGACGAUGAGGAAGAAACAGAUGAAAAGAAAGAUAGCAAGCCAAGUCAGUCGAAGAAACCCAGAUUAGUAAUACCAGACGUUGAGUCUUGUGAUGACUCUGAGGAUGAUUACAAACCCGAUCCACAGGAUGAAUCUGAGCCUGAGUCUGAGCCUGAAUCAGAGCCUGCGACUGAGUCGGCAUCAGAAUCGGAAGAAUCGAGCGAGGAGGAAAAACCCGUGGUUGUGACAAAAAAGAGAAAGAAGAGAAACGCAGUGGAACUGCCAUCACGACAGAUAAAAGGACAUGUCGAGACUGAGAAAGCAUCAAAAUAUAAACCAGAAAAAUAUAAGGCAAGAAAAUCUAAGACAGUCAGUGAGCAAGAGACACAUCCUCCCGUAACAAAUAACUCAUCUCGAUCUUGGCCUCAUUUUAAAUACGAUUUCCUGCAACCUGGUAAAAUAAGAGACAUCAAGAGAAAACUACCGAGUGAUCCUGAUUACGAUCCCAGGACACUUCACGUGCCGUCAGAUUUCUUGAAUAAACAAACUCCAGCCAUACAGCAAUGGUGGGAAAUGAAGAGCCAACAUUUUGACACCGUCUUGUUCUUUAAAAUGGGCAAGUUCUACGAAUUCUACCACAUGGAUGCUGUGAUCGCAGUCAACGAGCUGAACCUCACGUUUAUGAAAGGCGAAGUCGCUCACUCAGGCUUCCCUGAGGUAGGAUACGGCCGCUACUCUGCGAGCCUCAUAGAAAAAGGAUACAAAGUGGCUAGGAUUGAGCAGACAGAAAAUCCCGAUAUGAUGAAGGAGCGUUGCAAAAAAAUGGGCAAAUCAACGAAAUCUGACAAAGUAGUUAAAAGAGAGAUUUGCCAGAUAAGUACCAAAGGCACGAAGGUGUACACUGCAAUGGACAUAGAACCAGCUUCAUCAAAUUCCAGUUAUCUACUGUCUCUGGUUGAGAAAUCGGAGUUGUGCAGAACUUAUUAUGGAGUGUGCUUCGUAGACACUACUAUAGGAGAUUUCUAUCUCGGUCAGUUCGAAGACGAUCGUUGCACUUCUAGACUGCUAACUUUACUCGCGCAUCAUCCACCUGUUCAUAUCGUUUAUCAACGCGGGAAUUUAUCGGAGAAAACGUUGCAACUGUUGAACAGCUCUCUGGCAACCUGUUUCAAAGAACCAUUACGCGAGUCUCAGUUUUGGUCGUCCACGACUGCGUUGAAAAAUCUUCAUGAAGGGGAUUACUUCAAGAAAUCAGAUAAUUUCGAAUGGCCCGAAGGUCUGCGGCCAUAUCUUCACCCAGGCGAUAGUUUAGGAUUAACUCCAGCAGAUGAUAAAGAACUAGCGGUUCACGCUCUGGGAGGCUGUCUGUUUUUACUUAAAGACUAUUUAUUGGAACAACAGUUAUUAGCGCAGGGACGCUUUAAAACUUAUGUUCCUCCUGACUUUUCAGUCAUGCCCGCGUCCUCGAAGUCUGGCAUCCUUGCAAAUAACAUGGUAUUGGAUGCAAUCACGAUUCGCAACUUGAGAAUCUUCGGUGACGGUUCUUUGUACAAACUGUUGGAUCGUUGUUGCAGCGCGUUCGGAAAGAGAUUAUUACGUGAAUUGGUAUGCAGGCCCUCGUGCCGCAAAGAAGUGAUAGUCGAACGUCAAGAAGCUAUAAAAGAAUUGACGGAAAAUAGUGAUGUAGUGCAAACUGCUCGUAACUUGUUAUCUGGAAUUCCUGAUCUUGAAAGAUUGCUCAGCAAAAUUCACUCCCAUGGAAGCGCAGCGAGAAUGAAAAAUCAUCCCGAUGGCAGGGCGAUCAUGUUCGAGGCUAAUACGUAUUCGAAGAGAAAAAUUAUGGAUCUUAUUAAAACUCUGAAUGGAUUCGAGACUAUCUUGGAAGUGAUCGAUUUGUUCCAAGGCUUUGAUAGCUCGUUAAUACGCCGAUCUACUAGACUGGAACCAGAUGGCGAAUUUCCUUCUUUACGAGAUACUUUAGACUAUUUCAAGACCGCGUUUGAUCACGAGGAAGCCAAGAAGCUAGGCUCUAUUCAGCCAAAAGAAGGAGUCGACGAUGAUUAUGAUUCUGCGAUGUCGGAACUCGAGCAAAUAAAAUUAGACGCGGAAGAGUACCUGCAAAAGCAGAGAAAACACUUCGGCGUGAAAGUUACGUAUCACGGAUCAGAGAAAAAGCGUUAUCAGCUGGAGAUUCCGGAAUCAGCAGUAAAGAAAAUCGGUUCCGGUUACGAGCUCCAAUCGCAAAGGAAAGGAUUCAAGCGCUAUUACACCGCCGAAACUAAAGAACUGUUGAGGAGACAAAUGAAAGCAGAAGAACAUAAGAACAAUAUAUUGAAGGAUCUGAACAGAAGAGUCUUCGCGCAAUUCAGCGAGAAGCACGACAUGUGGAGCGUGGCUGUACAAAAAAUAUCUAUCUUAGAUGUUCUGAUCUCCCUCUCGUUAUAUGCUUGCAGCGACGACAUGUGCAUACCAGAAAUCAACGACGGCUCCGAGAAGAUAUUCACUGACAUCAGAGAUGGACGGCAUCCGUGUAUCCCCGUUGAUAAUUUCAUACCGAACGAUACUUUGCUGGGAGCAGAAGAUUCUCCCUAUUUCAUGAUCUUAACUGGACCGAACAUGGGCGGUAAAACAACGUUGAUGCGUCAAGUGGCAAUUAUUACUAUAAUAGCACAAAUUGGAAGCUUCGUUCCUGCUAGUUCCUGUCGUUUAACAUUGGUAGAUCGUAUUUUCACGAGGUUGGGAGCGUGCGACAAUAUUAUAGCUGGCCAGAGUACUUUCUUGGUGGAACUAAAAGAAACUGCUGCGAUACUGCAACACGCUACGCCGUAUUCACUUGUCCUAUUGGACGAAUUGGGACGCGGCACAGCGACAUUCGACGGUACGGCGAUAGCCGCUUCCGUUGUGGACUCGCUUUCAAAGUUGAACUGUCGAACUCUGUUCUCCACGCAUUAUCAUUCUUUAGUGAAAGAUUACAAAGAUAAUAAAAAGAUCAGAUUGGCCCACAUGGCGUGUAUGGUAGAAAACGAAGAAGUGAUGUUGCCUCAGAAGGAUGAUGAUGAUGAAAAUGAUAUGUCUCAGGAGACUGUGACAUUCUUGUAUAAGCUCACCGAUGGGGCUUGUCCGAAAUCGUAUGGUUUCAAUGCUGCCCGAUUAGCUAAGGUGCCAACAGAAGUUAUAAUUAGAGCGUACGAGAUCUCGAAGGCGUUCGAACGACAAGUACAGGAAAAACACUUGUUCCGCUCUCUGUGUACAGCAAUGAACGGAGCAGCCAUAAGGGAGAUACUCAACACGAUGUAAAAAUACAUGUGAAUAAGUUCAUACGUGCAUAAAUGAACUUCAAAUCUAAUUACAGUUACAGUAUUAUUUAUGUGUUCCAUUACAUACCUUUUCAUGUUACCUGAAGUUAUAUAUUUCGAUACUGAAUUCAGUAUAUUUUUUGAUAAUAAACACUUAAGUACCAACGUUA
Molecule: messenger RNA, 3663 nt
Organism: Ceratina calcarata
Lineage: Eukaryota; Metazoa; Arthropoda; Insecta; Hymenoptera; Apidae
Gene: Msh6
Product: DNA mismatch repair protein Msh6
Exons: 18
Coding region: 18-3494 (1158 amino acids)
Biological process (GO): mismatch repair
Cellular component (GO): MutSalpha complex; nucleus
Molecular function (GO): mismatched DNA binding; ATP-dependent DNA damage sensor activity; ATP binding
Source: RefSeq, a predicted model, not a curated record